Messenger RNA from Protopterus annectens (West African lungfish), 1271 nucleotides. RefSeq names its product nuclear cap-binding protein subunit 2. Gene Ontology annotation, cellular component: nuclear cap binding complex. Lineage: Eukaryota; Metazoa; Chordata; Ceratodontiformes; Protopteridae. Gene Ontology annotation, biological process: mRNA cis splicing, via spliceosome. The coding region runs from base 157 to 663 and encodes 168 amino acids. The record is from RefSeq and is a predicted model, not a curated record. The transcript has 4 exons. Gene Ontology annotation, molecular function: RNA cap binding.
CGCUUACGUAGUUGGGGGUGGUUGUAUUUUCAAUAAGCUAAGUUUGUUUGCAGAGUACUAGUACAGAACAUCCCGCUUUGAAGUUUGUCGAACGGAAAUUUACACCCGGCAUUGUGAACUGUAGGUUAAUAGACUACACUGUUUUUAUAGUUAGCCAUGACGAGUUUUCUUAACGUCUCAUUAAACGCAUUAAAUAGCGACUCUUAUUGUGAGAUCAGUCGAUAUCGGGACCAGCAUUUCAGGGGCACCAGAAAUCAACAGGAAAAAUAUUUGCUGUAUUCGUCCACCCUGUACAUUGGGAAUUUGUCAUUUUAUACAACAGAAGAACAGAUCCAUGAGCUGUUUUCCAAGUGCGGGGACGUCAAGAGGAUCAUCAUGGGCUUGGACAAGAUCAAGAAAACUCCUUGUGGUUUCUGCUUUGUAGAAUACUAUACAAGACAAGAAGCAGAACAUGCAAUGCGAUAUAUUAAUGGUACACGACUGGAUGACAGAAUUAUCCGAACUGACUGGGAUGCUGGUUUUAAAGAAGAUCGACAGUAUGGCAGAGGGAAGACUGGAGGACAGGUCAGAGAUGAAUAUCGCACAGAUUAUGAUGCUGGAAGAGGUGGUUUUGGCAAAAUAGUCCAGUGGCAGAAAGCCAACCAGCAAUCUAUGAUAUACUAAUUGGUCACAGAAAUCAAAAUGUCUGUUCAAGCUAUCACUACAAAAGAAAAACAACUGCUGAUGUAACACUGAAAGAGAGGAAAGUUUUCAGCAAGCUGCUGGAAGGAUUGGACUACUCUGAAGAUUUUUUUUUUUUUUUUACACUGAAAAAGUUUUGUUGGGAUUAUCUGCUGUAACAUUGCUUGAAGUGGUUCACUAUAUGAGAAGUUGAUUGCAGAAUUUACCUCAUAACAAGCUGAUUUGUACUGUCAGUAUGUUUUUGCAAAAUUCUGUGCUUUCCUUCCAGCAGAUGUUGCCCUUGUGCUGCUCACUUCAGUGGGUUAGAGUGAUUUGAGCAGUCUGUUACUGUUCUUUGAAACAUUUAUUUAUGGAAGACCUUCAUUUAAUUGUUGGCAAACUAUGCCUAAUGUCAGGAAAAGUGUUUAGGAUUUUGAUGUUUUUAGUAGCAUGGCAUUUGUCUGGGGGCGGGGGGGCUUUGUGUUGAUGUAUUGUUUGAAAAUUGAAUGUUGCAUUUCUUCUGCUGUGUACACAGACUAGUAAGCAAAUGAAGUUCAAAGCUGUAUUUUGUCAUUUUUUAGUAAUAAAGCAUUUUUUAAUUUGUAAAAUCA